GCCUGUCUCGAUGACCGACGACUGCAGCUCAUCGGUCACAGCAAACAGACUGGGCGCCUGCCUACUUCAUGUGUAAUUAAAGCUCCCUGGCGACCGCGCAUGACAACAGUGGAAUUCCAGUUUUAAUUUAUUUACGUCCACCAAGGUGCGACGCCAGCUGAAGAUACUUCACAUUCAACAUAGUCCGUCUUCUUGGCGAUAUAUAUCACUUGGUGGGCGAUAUCAGUGAUAACGCUAGGGACAUUGCGCAGCGAUACCGAGAGGCGUACAUCUCUGUAUACAGUCACCAUGGGCCACCUGAAGAUAUGGCUGUUGCUUAUGUUGCCUGAAGUAGUAUUUUGCAGAACUCUUCCAAAACACGUCGCUGAGGACCCAUUUGUCAUCUCAGUGGUCACUAAUGGCACCUACAGCAUCCAAGUCAAUAAUGUCACGUGGCUUUCCAGCGCCCCCAUCUUCUUCCACGUUGGCGGGAAAACGUAUUCCACGGAAGACAACUCCUUGAAGUUAAAUGCCACUACAGGCCACAAUGGAUGGGAUCGACUUGGCCAAUGGCAGACAACCUGUUAUAACAUGGUGGCGGGUGCAAGCAGCAUUUUCGGCUGCUUUAAAACCUAUAUCUCUCCUAAUCUUCCAAUUGUUAUUUUUCAACAGAUAUUCCCAGAUGGCGCCCUGGACACAUCGACUGGUGACCCUGACAGGGUCGUGUCUGGGUUUCCCUCGUUUCAAGUCCCAGCCGCCGGGCCACAGUUGGGGUAUCUCUCCUACGGUGGCCUCAUGUUUGGGGAUGAAAAGACCCUAGGAGUAUUUACGUCAGACAAGGCGAAGUUGAAGAGUGGGCUUGUUAGUGGACCUCUGGUUCUCUUUGACAAAGAUAACAACGUCGUCAUCACGGCUCCCUUCAGUCAGUUCAUGGCAGCCUCCAUGUUUCAAGAUGGCGACCGGAAGCGAGUCAGUUGGGGCAUAUUUGGCGGUGCUGAGCAGCUUCCGGUUGGCUACAUGUACGAGACAAUUAUGUAUUACAGCAGCGAUGGCAUUAACGCGGCCAUGUCUGACUGGGGUUCGCUUAUGAGGAAGUAUUACGGUAAAGACAACGCGUACAGACAGAGCGAUCUAACUCUCAACUACGUUGGAUACUGGACAGAUGGAGGGGCGUAUUACUAUUAUAACGAAGAACCAGGGAAAAACUAUGAAGAAACCAUUCUUGACGUCAGAGACUACGCCCACAGAACCAGUAUCCCCUACAGAUACGUCCAGUUCGAUUCCUACUUCUAUCCUAAAGGACCACAAGAUGGCACGUUGACAUGGGUUCCUAUGGCCGAUCUCUUUCCAAGUGGAUUUCAGUCUCUCUACGACAAGACGGGAUGGCCUUCCGGUGCUCAUAAUCGAUACUGGUCUUCAAAGACAACCUAUGCGAAACAGAACGGUGGCCGAUUUGAUUUUAUUGUUGAAGAGGCAACGUCUAAAGCCAUUCCAAUUGACCAGGACUUUUGGGACUAUCUGUUUGAGACAUCGAGAGAAUGGGGACUUACCCUCUACGAACAGGACUGGCUGAACGUGGAGUUCAAUGAGAUGAACAUCACCCUAUCUGACGUCAGUGUUGGACGGACGUGGCUGAUGCAGAUGGGAAAGGGUGCACGGAAACAUGACGUCACCAUACAGUACUGCAUGUCCAACCCCAGACACGCCAUGCAGAGUCUGGAGAUCCCCGUAGUCACACAGGCCAGGGUCAGCGGCGACUACAGGGCAGGGGCUGAUAACUGGAAAAUCGGGAUAUCCUCCAUUUUUGCCGACGCUAUGGGUAUAGCACCAUUCAAAGACACCUUCUGGUCGACGGAACGUCAGCCUGGGAACCCGAAAUAUCCGGAUCUGAUUGAACCCCACAGCGAACUGCAGGUGAUCGUCUCCACCCUCAGCACUGGACCCGUCGCCCCAGGGGACAUCGUCAACGGUACAAACGUCACCCUCCUCAUUACUUGCUGCAACAGCGAUGGUUUGAUUCUGCAGCCGUCAAAGCCUGCAAUGGCCAUUGACCGUCAAAUGUGGCAGCAAGCAUUCCAAGAUGGUUCUGGUCCGGAUGGGGAAGUCUAUACAACGUACUCCAGAAUCGGAGAAUACGUCUUCGGAAUUAUCCUGGCCUCUGCUAUGGAAGCAGACUUCUCCCUAACACCGAGUGCUGCCGGGUUUGAUUUCUUUGAUCCAUCACUAGUAUUUCAUCGUUCAGUUAAUCAGAAGACAUCCGUGACGGCCUUUUCUCCAUCGAAACCGCUUACAAUCAGCGGGGGGUGUAGUCGCAGCGGGCCGUGCCUCUACUACACAAGCCCCGUGUUUUCUCUGGCCUCAAAACAGGUUCUCCUGUACGGCGAGGAGGGCAAGGUCGUACCCAUCUCCCCAAAACGUGUCGUGCAGAUAGAUGUCUCGGACGACGUCGUUGUCACUGUCAGAGGGGCACAACGAGAAAAAGUGGUAUUUGUCUUCCUGGAAAACCAAACCUACAUCCGGGUCACGUGUGUCAUUGGCAGUUCCGGUUCCGCUGAUAUUAGUUUCACUAACCGACAGUGUUCCACGUACUGACCUAUCUGAAGAUGUCAGUAAAUACGUCACAAGUUGUACUUAAGUAUUUCCAUUAUUUGCAGUCUUUUGUACGGUUGAAUAAACAUUAAUGUAAGAUUUA
Molecule: messenger RNA, 2671 nt
Organism: Haliotis rufescens (red abalone)
Lineage: Eukaryota; Metazoa; Mollusca; Gastropoda; Lepetellida; Haliotidae
Exons: 18
Coding region: 289-2571 (760 amino acids)
Source: RefSeq, a predicted model, not a curated record